AUAUCCAUCCUCGGACGCCCUGUGAAUCGGACGGUCGGUAUGAAAAGCCGCUUCUACGGAUACGAUGGCUGCUCUUGUACUGUUGAAGAGCUUGCCCUGCAACACUACGCCAAAGAAGAGUAUGGCCAAUGGGUGGGGGUUCAUUCAGAAAACGGAAUUUGGAAUACCCUUUUCGGAAUCUUAAUGUGGGAUGUGCUCUUUGCAGACGUACCGGAUGUUUUCCGCACCCCUUUCCAGACUGCCCCGCUGGACCUGGAUACCGAUGCUUUUUAUCCUGCAAGGCGAGAUCUUAUCGAGGUUCAUUUAUUGGCCAUCCAGGAGGGAAAUGCUCAGGACAUGAUAGCGCAUUGCUGGGCCGAACGUGAAGGAACCCUUUGCCGUGGUGUGAACUGGGAGCGACACUCGUUGUCAGAGUUGCAGGUAAUCGCAGCUUGCAUUGGUGGCGAUGGGCUUGCAGCCGUCUGCCGCCUUCUGGCAGAGGACCAUGUAGCGUGGUCGGGAGGAAUGCCCGACCUCUUGCUGUGGCGGGAGCGGAAACUUGCACCGGAAAAGGGGGAAGGUACUCUCCCGGGGAAUGCCAACGGAGGCAAUGCGCACGGCAGCCAUGCCCCAGACUAUGAUGCCAAAUUUGGAAAGGGAAAUGGCGAGGAGGGUGUGUCUCCCACGCAGAGGAAUAGGGAGAGGGAUAUCACCCUGAGGGAGGCAAAGCUUGUGGAGGUGAAGGGGCCGCGGGAUCGACUAUCGGAACAGCAGAUGGCAUGGAUCGAUGCAUUGGUAUCGGCGGGAUUGGAUGUGGAAGUCUGUAAAGUUGUAGAAUCCAUAGAGGAUGCGGACGUGUCGAAUUAAAAAUUGAGGUAUUGGAAUUUAAUA
Messenger RNA from Chara braunii, 870 nucleotides. NCBI's taxonomy places the organism in Eukaryota, Viridiplantae, Streptophyta, Charophyceae, Charales, Characeae. The record is from the annotation of a GenBank genome assembly.